UCUGUUCCACGCUAUCCUGCACACAGCAAUGAGGAAACGCCCACAGGUCUCUCACUGCCCGCCUCCAUUCCUCCCCGCCCCCCCGAGGCCUUCAUGGGAAAGCACAAGAGAAGCGGCGCCGCCAUCUUGACGUCACCGGCGCCGCCAUCUUUACGUCACGUCGCGUCACGUGAUGCCCGUGCCCGCUGUUGCCGUUGAGCGGCGCCUCAGCCGGGGCCGGGCGGAACAUGGCGGAGCUGUGCGGCCUCGGGGCCAGCGCCUCCAUGAGGGGGGACACGGAGGAACACAAGCAGCAGGGCUCGGUGCUGUUCCUUGGAGGCAACGAGGUGAAGAGCAGCGCUGUGGUGAAAUACUCCUCAGCUCCACCACAAGCCGCCUUUGCCUGGCUGCAGGAGAAGACGGAUCUGAAGCUGCCGCCUGCAAAUUGGUUACGGGAGAGCGCCAAGCUGGGACCUGCGGGCACCACCGUGCUGGGCAACAACAAGAAGAGCACCCCGUUCUCAAGCUUUGGAAUGGCGUAUGACUUCAUUGACUCCAUUGGAAAUGACGUGGAUGUUGUGUCUGAUUCAGAGAAUAUUAAGAAACUUCUGAAGAUCCCUUACAGCAAGUCACAUGUGAGCAUGGCAGUACAUCGCAUUGGGAGGACGCUCUUGUUGGAUGAACUAGAUAUUCAAGAACUCUUCAUGAGAUCAUCUCAGACAGGGGACUGGACGUGGCUGAAAGAGUUUUAUCAAAGACUAAUUGAUCAGAAGUGGCAAAGGAAAAAGAAGAGUAAAGAGCACUGGUACCAGAAGGCCAUCCUUUCCAAAUUUCUGUAUUACAGCAUUAAUGGUGAUGGAGCUGCUCAGCCUGUUCCUUCCAGUUCAAAACAGCAUGAGGAGGGUGCUGUUCCAGGUGAGAGCGAUGAAGCAGGAAGGGCCUCCUGGCCAGCUCCUUUUGAGAUGCCUUCUUCCUUAUCUGAAGAUCCAGGUGCCUCUAACCAGGGAAAUGUGCCUCUUGAACCCUCAUAUAUAGUGGGGCAUGUGGCCUCAGCCCCCAAAGAACAAAACCUGACUCCUUUGUUCAGUGACGGGGAAAACAGUCAGGGACUUAAAAAUGACUUUGUUCGUAACAUCUUGUGGACCUUUGAAGAUAUUCACAUGCUAGUAGGAUCAAAUAUGCCUAUAUUUGGAGGUGGCAGAUACCCUGCUGUGAGCUUACGUCUCAGGGAUAACAACAAGCCAAUAAAUGUGUUAACAGGAAUUGACUAUUGGCUGGACAACUUAAUAUGCAACGUACCAGAGCUUGUGAUGUGCUUUCAUGUUAAUGGAAUUGUUCAGAAAUAUGAAAUGAUCAAGACUGAAGAUAUUCCCAAUUUGGAGAACUCCAAUUUCUCUACCAAAGUGAUAAAAGAUAUUGCUCAAAAUAUCUUAUCCUUUUUGAAAUCAAAUUGCACCAAAGAAGGACAUACAUACUGGUUAUUUAAGGCAAGUGGGAGUGAUAUAGUAAAACUCUAUGACCUAACAACCCUUUGUGAAGAAACAGAAGACAAAUACCAAAACCCUUUUACAAUGCCAGUGGCAAUUCUUCUGUACAAAGUUGCUUGCAAUAUGAUGCUGAAGAAAAACCAGAACAAGAAACACUAUGGCACCAUCAGAACGUUGCUUCUGAAUUGUCUUAAGUUACUGGACAAUGGCAGACAUCCUCAAAUUAUUGCUUCAGCAAACUACAUGCUGUCAGAGCUCUUCCAGUUGGAUGAGCCUAAAAAAGAAGACAAUACAGACUUCCCUAUAAACGGAAAUUCUGAUGAAAGUUACAGUGAAGAAGAGGAAGAAAUGCCAGACAGUGAUGAAAAUGGUUCUUACAGUAACAGUUCUGAUCCACCAGAUGACAACAAAGCAGUGGCUAUAAUAAAAUCUGUAGGAGAGUUAUCAGUACCAGAAAAAUACAAGUCCGUUCAUCGAAUACGUCCUAGCUGUGCAUUUCCUGUCUGCCAUGGUGCUGAAGAGCGUUGCAGGCUUGUGCUUAGCUACGUCCUGGAGGGCUUAAAGUCUGUUGACAGCAGUGUUAAAAAAGAGAGUGACCUUCCUGCUGCUGACCCCAGCACACCAAUCCCACUGAAAUAUGAGGAUGAAUCCACCAGUGGUGGUCCGGAGUGUUUGGAAAAACAGAUGGCCUUAUUUUUAGACAAAAUGGGCUCGUUUCAGAAGGAUAAGCAUUCCAGUCAGUCAGGAAUGAUUCCUGGAUCAUGGCAAUAUAAAAUGAAACUCCAGCUCAUUCUGAAGUCAUCAAAGGCUUAUUAUGUCUUGUCUGAUGCUGCUAUGAUUCUGCAGAAGUACGGGAGGGCAUUACGAUACAUCAAACUGGCUUUACAGUGCCACGAUACCUACUGUUGUCUCUCUGCCAGCAUGCUUCCUGAGGUGUUAGUAUUUCUUUGUCAGUGCUUAACACUUUGUGGUGAUAUCCAAUUAAUGCUCGCUCAAAAUGCAAACAACAGAGCAGCAUACCUUGAAGAAUACAACUACCAGACAAAGGAAGACCAGGAAAUACUACACAGUCUUCAUAGAGAAUCCAGCUGUCAAGUGUUUGCCUGGGCUACUGACUUAUCUACAGACUUGGAAUGCCAACUUUCAGUCAGCUGCAAAUGUUACGAAGCAGCUUAUGAAAUCUUACUUUUCAGUAACUUAAAGAAGCAAAAUCCUGAGCAGCAUGUACAGGUGCUGAAGAGAAUGGGUAACAUCAGGAAUGAAAUUGGAGUCUUUUACAUGAAUCAGGCUGCUGCAGUGCAGACAGAGAGAGUGGUGAGUAAGAACGUAUCAACAACAGAGCAGCAGCUCUGGAAGAAAAGCUUCUCUUGCUUUGAAAAAGGCAUUCAGAACUUUGAGUCAAUUGAUGAUGCCACCAACGCUGCUCUCCUGCUGUGCAACACGGGAAGGCUCAUGCGAAUUUGUGCUCAAGCUCAUUGUGCAGCUGAAGGUGACUUCAAAAGAGAAUUUUCUCCAGAAGAGGCCCUUUAUUAUAAUAAGGCUAUUGACUACUAUCUGAAAGCACUAAGAUCUCUUGGCAAGAGGGAGAUGCAUCCGGCUGUUUGGGAUUCUGUGAACUGGGAGCUGUCUACCACUUAUUUCACUAUGGCAACUCUACAGCAGGAUUACGCCCCGUUAUCCAGGAAGGCUCAGGAACAGAUAGAGAAGGAGGUCAGUGAAGCCAUGAUGAAGUCUUUGAAGUACUGUGAUGUUGAUACAGUGUCUCCACGGCAGCCUCUCUGCCAGUAUCGCGCUGCAACCAUCCACCACAGACUUGCUUCAAUGUAUCACAGUUGCCUCAGAAACCAGGUUGGCGAUGAGCAUUUGAGGAAACAACAUCGUGUACUUGCUGAUCUUCAUUACAGUAAAGCUGUAAGACUCUUCCAGCUCUUGAAGGAUGCACCCUGCGAACUCCUUCGCGUGCAAUUGGAAAGAGUGGCAUUUGCAGAAUUCCAGAUGGCAAGUCAGAACAGCAGUGCUGGGAAAUUAAAGACGUUGUUUGGGGCCCUAGAUAUAAUGGCUAAAACCAAGUGUGCGUUCCAGCUUAUCAGAAAAGAGCUUGCAGCAGAGAGUGAGCAGAUAAACAAGGGUGAGAGUAAUGCUGAGAGUGUAUCACCUAAUGAGUCCUCCACUGCCCUUAACAAGGAAGAAGUAAUGAAGCUACUCAGUAUUUUUGAGUCUAGAAUGUCAUUCCUUCUUCUCCAAUCUAUUAAGUUGUUAACUUCGACAAAAAAGAAAACUGGGAGCAUUAAUGAAGAAGAGGUCACUCUUAAGACAAACAAACAAGUUUACUCUCUUCUGUUGCGUGCAACUGCUAACAAAAGUCUGACCCUGCUAGAGAGAAUAGAGGUAAUCUUAAACCUGCUGGAGCAGCUGACUCAGAAUAGUGAAGCCAGUAAUGGUGGAAUUCAGUGACUUCAGUGCUGCAAAAGAGCAGUAACAGUGCCUUGUGAAUGCAUGGGAUCAGUGGUAUUUUUUCCCAUGUGGUAUUUGUAUUUAUCAAAGGUGAUAAGCGUACUGCCUACGUGGUUAACACAGGACACCUGGGGAAGAGUAGGAAUUCCCUGUGAAGCUGUGAUGACUUUGGCAUGGUUUGGUUAUUAGCGUUUCUUUGUUUGAAAUGCAAAGUUGAGGUUCUGGAUACAAACUAUGUAUGGUGUUCUUUUUUUUUUUUUUAUCUUGGGAGAAAAGCACAAUGUUUCUCUUUAAGGCUUUGCAGCAAUGCAAACAUUUUGCAUAGGAAUAUAACCUCACAGUUGCUCUGUUUGAUAUUUAACGAGAUAGACUUUGUAAGCAAAGCUUUAUUGGAAUACUUUAACCAGGAACAGGAAACCAAGCAGUGCAAGGAGGUUUCUGUCGGAUGCAUGGAUACAUUUCUCUCAUUACAGUCACUAUUCUGCACAAAAUGUGUGCCUUCCUUGCUUUGAUGCAAGGUUCUUGCAUUUGCCAUUGCUGGUGUUUCAUUUGCAACAGGAGGUGAAUGAUCUUUGCUGUGUUGGAAUUGAUCCACAAUAGUGUUAUCUUUUUUCAGACUUGAAACUGUGAAUAAAAGCAUAUUUUUAAAUAAAUAUUUAUUAAAUAAA
Molecule: messenger RNA, 4588 nt
Organism: Coturnix japonica (Japanese quail)
Lineage: Eukaryota; Metazoa; Chordata; Aves; Galliformes; Phasianidae
Gene: EDRF1
Product: erythroid differentiation regulatory factor 1
Biological process (GO): positive regulation of DNA-templated transcription
Molecular function (GO): protein binding
Source: RefSeq, a predicted model, not a curated record